AAGGAAUCGCUCAAGAAACUUCUUGACCGAUUCCUGGCAGAAACUUUCCACGGUGACUGCCAUUUGAACUAUCAUUUCUUCGCAACUGCGUACUGUGAUCGAAGAAAAACGGUUUCUUGGGCGAUUCAGGCAAGGAAUUUUCCAUGCAUCAAGAUAGGCCGAAAAAUUCCUUCUGAACUGCAAACAGCGCUUGUGCAAACAAUCGAGGCCGGGAAACCCGUGGUUACUGUGGUCCCACACAAAUGGGUGAGUGAAAAUACACUCUUCUGGCCCAGCAAGCAGGCAAAUGAAUUACGCCGAAAUGCCGCAUCAUCACCAGCGUCGUCGUGGACGAAGAUACCCUGCUCAGUAAAGCGGAAGUACAUUCCGACCUUCCCUGAUGCUGAGAAAGAAGCAGACGAACUUUCGGGGCAAUCUACCGACGCAUCUGACUUUGCACCCAAGCGCAAAAAGAAAUUGAAGAAAGGUUCUAUUACAAAGGCACUGGAUUUGAACCAUCUACUAGGUGAACCAGUGGCGGAGACAAAUACCUCAGACCCCACACUCCUGCAGCCUUGCAACCGUGGUGAUCUCAUGGAGGCGAUUCCAUUUGAAAAGCAGACAUCCCCGGUAAGCCAACCAGCCGAUGAGAUUGAGAACGUUUAUUGUCAGCCGGAUGGUUUGCUCGCGGAAGGCUAUAUCGUGAAAAUUCAACAGCCGGAUGCAGACAGAAUCAUCAAAGCAGUAUCCGAUAAAAUCGAGACGGUUGCCGAAAAGGUGGUUGAGAAUGUCACCGCAACAGUACUCAAUACGGUAGGUGCAAUGUUGGCAAAAACAACAGCAACACUGGAGAUGAGAAUAGACGCCGCUAUUCGUCAAAGAUCUGGUGACCAAUAUUCCGAAGCAUCGUCAUCCUUCCAAUUUACACCCGUUAGCACCACGGAUGAAAUUGACGCUCUGGAAGAAAAACUGAAGAACGAGGUCUACGCUAAGCAGUUGGUGAGUAUGAUUUUUGAAUCAACAUUGUCGUUGAAGCACUACAGUAGAUGUUAUCCGUUAUGUGUCCGACAAACUUUUUGCUUUUUCUACACCAUGCUUAAAUGGGCGCUUGGUUCCCGGGUGCUCUGUCGGCCACAUAAGGGUUAAAUAUGUUCAAAUUAUAUACCUGGAGUAUUGCAAUUAUUGCUAAGUACAAAUAUGUUUUGGCCAGUGAUGUUAUUUAUCAUCAUGGGGGUGAAUUUUCCACCAGUUAAAAAUCUCUGCACGACUAAAAUCUGUUGCAGGUAUUGACUGGAGUUAGGUAAUGUUGCACUUAUCGAAUGUCUACUGUACUUGAGCAUACUUUUGCGUCGAAUCUAAUACGGCUUCAAUUUAAAAUUCGACACUAACGUUUCGAAGCUUAAUUCUUAAUAAAAAUUACAGAAUGUGCAGUCUGAGUGUUUGUGUUUAACCUAUACUGCAGCGGAUUUUUACAUUUGAUGUAUGUUAAAAAAAAAUUUUUUUCUGCUU
Molecule: messenger RNA, 1488 nt
Organism: Aedes albopictus (Asian tiger mosquito)
Lineage: Eukaryota; Metazoa; Arthropoda; Insecta; Diptera; Culicidae
Exons: 3
Coding region: 574-1125 (183 amino acids)
Source: RefSeq, a predicted model, not a curated record